GAAAAAAAUUAAAAAUAAAAAACGUGGGUAAAAACUUUGAUCUGUGAAACAACAGCGCAUUUAUAGACAUCGUAAUACCCAUUGAGCUGUCUUUACACCUUUCCUCACCCUAAUCUCCACUCAGUAGACUUUUUCACGAUGGCUUCUAGAGGGUUUUCCAAGGCUCUUCGUAGCCAAUUGGCCCGUCGAGUGGCUUCGCCCGCUGUCCAGCAACGUUCUUUUGUUGCUGCGUCCAACAUCGCCAGAGCCACUAUCAAGGCUCGUCCUGCUCUGGCUGGUGCUGCCCAGCAGCAGGUUCGCGGUGUCAAGACCAUUGACUUCGCUGGAACCUCCGAGGAGGUCUACGAGCGUGCCGACUGGCCUAAGGAGAAGCUCUUGGAAUACUUCAAGAACGACACUCUCGCCCUGAUCGGCUACGGUUCGCAGGGUCACGGUCAGGGUCUUAACCUCCGUGACAACGGCCUGAACGUCAUCAUCGGUGUCAGGAAGAACGGCCAGUCGUGGAAGGAUGCUGAGCAGGAUGGCUGGGUUCCCGGCAAGAACCUCUUCGAGGUCGACGAGGCUAUCUCCAAGGGUACCAUCGUCAUGAACUUGCUCAGUGACGCUGCCCAGAGCGAAACGUGGCCUGCUAUCAAGCCCCAGUUAACUAAGGGCAAGACUCUGUAUUUCUCUCACGGUUUCUCGCCUGUCUUCAAGGACAUUACCAAGGUUGAUGUCCCCAAGGACAUUGACGUCAUCCUCGUUGCCCCUAAGGGCUCUGGCCGAACCGUCCGAUCGCUCUUCCGUGAAGGUCGGGGUAUUAACUCCUCCUACGCCGUCUUCCAGGAUGUCACUGGCAAGGCCGAGGAGAAGGCUCAGGCCCUCGGUGUUGCUGUUGGCAGCGGAUAUCUCUACAAGACCACCUUCGAGAAGGAGGUCUACUCGGACUUGUACGGUGAGCGUGGCUGCUUGAUGGGUGGUAUCCACGGUAUGUUCCUGGCUCAAUAUGAGGUUCUCCGGGAACGUGGCCACAGCCCCAGCGAGGCCUUCAACGAGACCGUCGAGGAAGCCACUCAGAGUUUGUACCCUCUGAUUGGUGCCAACGGCAUGGACUGGAUGUACGAGGCUUGCUCUACUACUGCCCGACGAGGUGCCAUCGACUGGACCCCGAGAUUCAAGGACGCUCUGAAGCCCGUCUUCAACCAGCUCUACGACUCUGUCAGGGAUGGUACCGAGACUAAGCGAUCUCUCGAGUACAACAGCCAGAAGGACUACCGACAGAAGUUUGAGUCUGAGAUGGAUGAGAUCCGCAACAUGGAGAUCUGGAAGGCCGGCAAGGCUGUGAGAUCUCUCCGACCCGAAAACCAAAAAUAAGUGUAUUUGGCGUUAAAACUAAGAGUAUCGGAACGGUAAAUUAAAAGGCGGUGUGGCAUAUUCCCCGGGGGCAAAGGGAGCUUUUGUACUUAUAUUCGGGAUCCCCUAAUGUCGUCUCACGAAGAUCUAGGGAUAUUCCCCAAAAAGUGUUCCUAGUUGAAUUUUCAAUGAAGCUUUUAAAAUCAA
This is a messenger RNA of Daldinia vernicosa, 1539 nucleotides long. Its product is annotated as ketol-acid reductoisomerase. Gene Ontology annotation, biological process: L-valine biosynthetic process. The record is from RefSeq and is a predicted model, not a curated record. Gene Ontology annotation, molecular function: ketol-acid reductoisomerase activity. Lineage: Eukaryota; Fungi; Ascomycota; Sordariomycetes; Xylariales; Hypoxylaceae. The transcript is spliced from 5 exons. The coding region runs from base 139 to 1353 and encodes 404 amino acids. Gene Ontology annotation, cellular component: mitochondrion.